Messenger RNA from Galleria mellonella (greater wax moth), 803 nucleotides. RefSeq lists its product as uncharacterized. The coding region runs from base 1 to 645 and encodes 214 amino acids. The transcript has a single exon. Lineage: Eukaryota; Metazoa; Arthropoda; Insecta; Lepidoptera; Pyralidae. The record is from RefSeq and is a predicted model, not a curated record.
AUGGCAUCUAUUUUUCUGGACACAGAUGAAAUACUGUCUAAUAGUGAACAAUGGUCUCGACUUGAAGAAGAAUGGGGCCAGCCCAUAGAUCUGGAUAUGGAAGAGGAAUUGACUCGAGAAGAUUCCAGUAUUUUAAAUUUUGGACCGACUGCAGCCAACUCUUGCAUCGCAAUUGAGCAUCUUCUAGAAGAACCCACUGAAGACUAUAAUGAAUUUGUUAAAAAUUUUAAUCAAUUCUCUGGACAAUUUAACAAUGACAGAAAGUAUGAUCUUUCGUCGAUGUCACCUUUAGUCGAUGUCAUGGCUGACGAAGUUGAUAGUAUGUUUGAAUCCAUUGAAAUAUUGGCAUGUUUUGAUAAAAAACAGCAGCGGAGAACACUGUACACAACGCGCAAUGGACAACAUAAAUCUGAGAGGAAAGAAUCUAGGAAAGACAACGUAAACUUGUCCACAAGUGAUGUUUCGGAGGAAUUAGCAAGAGAAUCGAAUAUAAAUCGGCGCGGAGGAAAUUUAUUUAUUCGUAAAUCGCAAACGAUAACAGAGCUUGUCAAGAAAUUUAGCUUAGCACUGUACAGGCCGGCUGUCGAACGUAAAUCCAGAAGGCCAAGACACUUUGUUAAUGUUAUCGAGAUUUGGAAGAAUUAGCCGUCUCGUUUUUAGAUUUAGAUAAUGGACUUUCUUGUAAACUGACUGAUUCAUAUAUUUUAUUGACAUUGUUAAAAGUACAAAAAAAAAAUGUAAAAAAAAAAAUGCUAAUUUACGGUAGUAAGUUACAACAGUACAAGCAUUUACUUAAAUAAUAU